AUGGAGCGGUCGAUACUGACGCCAAACAGGCUCUCAAUAUUGCAAUCACUUUAUAAAUCUAGACAGUCUCGCCUGACUGAUUGGUAUAAUUCCGCUGCGGCUCUACAAUGCGAUCGCAAUCGUGGUCGUCUCUCCGAGUCGACAUCACGAACCUCUUACAAUAUCCAAGUCAAACGAUCAUUUCAUAACACCCCCAUAAACAAAGGUACAACAACACAAAAUAACCCAGAAACUCAUCAAGCCUACCCUUUAUCAGGCUACUACUCCGACGUCCUGUCCUUCAACCAACCAGCACAUCAACAACCUCACCAACCACUUAGUAGCGAUAACAACAACAACAAACCCACGGAAGAGAAGAAGGAACCAACAAAAGAAGAAAAAAUGUCCAUCGUAUUCGGCACCCGUCUCGCAGGCCCAGGCUACCAGUCAACCCGCUACAACCCCGAAACCAUGCGUCCAGAAUCAACCUGGCAACAAGUCAACGGCAUACCGAUCCCGCCGCGGCCCAUGGAACCAGAUAAUUGCUGUAUGAGCGGAGAUGAUUUGGAGCAUUGGGCUUCGAGGGUUAGGGAUGCUAGGCUUGCUGGUAAAGGCGGUUCGAUGGCAACUGCUAAGGGCCAGAAGGGUAAAGAGAUGAAACAAAGUCCAAGGAAGGAAGUUGCUAGUGCCAGUAUGAGUAUGGAUGAUGAUGGAGGUGGGAGUGAGACGAAUUGGGAUCUACCUUUGGAAUUGGGUGUGGAAAGUGAAGAGGAUUUGUUCAAGGGGAUUCCUGUGGGGAUUAGAGAGUUUAUGAAGACGGAGAAGAAACUGAGGGAGAACAAGAUGCAUCCAUGA
Messenger RNA from Talaromyces stipitatus ATCC 10500, 834 nucleotides. RefSeq lists its product as uncharacterized. The record is from RefSeq and is a predicted model, not a curated record. Lineage: Eukaryota; Fungi; Ascomycota; Eurotiomycetes; Eurotiales; Trichocomaceae. The transcript is spliced from 2 exons. Gene Ontology annotation, cellular component: mitochondrion. Bases 1 to 834 code for a protein of 277 amino acids.